Xyrauchen texanus (razorback sucker) is the source of this 6179-nucleotide messenger RNA. RefSeq names its product rho GTPase-activating protein 21. The record is from RefSeq and is a predicted model, not a curated record. Lineage: Eukaryota; Metazoa; Chordata; Actinopteri; Cypriniformes; Catostomidae. Gene Ontology annotation, molecular function: phospholipid binding; protein binding. Gene Ontology annotation, biological process: signal transduction.
CGGAGCCGGGAGCAGCAGGAUUUGUCAUGCUCACUCAGAAGAAUGGGGCGUGUGCCCGCUGCGUCCUGCCCAAUAAGGACUGCUCUGAUCAGGUGGAGGUGGAGGACUGUACCUGUGCGAUAGGAAACUGUUCCUGGGAUUGUCUAACAGGAGUGGACGGUUGUUUAUCGGACACAUCGUGCCUUUGGUUCCAGCUUCUGGCCAGGGCAUACUGGGGUGAUGUGGAACUGGGGCUCCGGGAGGCCCACAAGGGCGUCUCCUGGCAUAGACCGAGGAAGAUGUCUCAGAGGAAUUACAUGCGAUCAUUGGCCAAGAAGGAUGGUUGGGAGUGCAGUGAGGCAUCAGCUCUGUCUCCGGCUGCUGAAGAGGAGCCCUUCUCAUGGCCAGGGCCUAAAACACUGCAUCUGCGGCGCACCUCGCAUGGCUUCGGCUUCACACUGAGGCAUUUUAUUGUUUACCCGCCAGAGUCUGCCAUACAGUCCUCUUUUAAGGAUGAAGACAAUAGCAGCAGAGGGAGACCUCGAAACAGACUGGAGCCGAUGGACACCAUCUUUGUCAAGCAGGUGAAGGAUGGAGGCCCCGCCCACAGAGCUGGACUCUGCACAGGGGAUCGCAUCGUAAAAGUCAAUGGAGAAAGCAUCAUCGGAAAGACAUAUUCCCAAGUUAUCGCCCUUAUCCAGAAUAGUGACAAAUCUCUGGAGCUCUGCGUGAUGCCAAAAGAUGAAGACAUUUUACAGCUGUUUUCCAGGGAUAUCACAGCACUGGCCUAUUCUCAAGAUGCAUACCUCAAAGCAAAUGAGGCAUAUAGUGGAAAUGCCCAGAAUAUCCCUGAGCCGCCAACAAUAUGUUACCCACUAGAGCCCAAUGCCAUGGCGAAGGUGCUGGAGCCUUCACACUUUGCCGAGGUGUCAUGCGGAACCGGACAAGGGGCAAAUCAAUGCUCCAAGCCUGACAAAGUCUAUUGCAUGGAUAUCCCUAUAUCCACCCCUACCCCACCCCAAACCUCUGAGAUCCCCAAGACGCAAACUGUUGUGCAUGUAUUUAACGAGAGUGUGAGGACAAUGGUAGAGUCAACCGAAUCUACAGAUCGAACUUCACAUGUGGCCAAGGCUGGUCCCAGCCACAUGAUGGAAGAGAACAUGUUUUCAGUUUCUAGUGAACCAGCCUUUAACAGGUUCAGAACCCAUGCCACUUCAUCUCCAACUGGGGCAGCACAAUUUCACAUAGCCAACAUCACUGCAGAGUCUACUGGGUUCUCCAGCAGUACCCCUAGAACUACACAGACUUGCGUGGACACCAACCCUACAGCUUCCCAAAGACAUACCCUGACCACAACAGCAGAAACUUUCCCAUCAGCCAACUCUCCCACCCCUUACACACCAUCUCCUCCACCAUCCACACCUUCCCCCUGCUCCCCCCACCAAAAUAUAGACUGGAGAAACUACACCACCUACAAAGAGUACAUUGACAACAAACGGCUUUACAUGUAUGGCUGUCGGACUAUUCAAGAACGUCUAGACAGUCUGCGAGCCACAACCCCCUCCAGUACAGGAGAAUACAGCAAGCCGAAAAGCACUUCUACAACCGCUACGCCCACGCGGGGCUAUUCUGGAUCACAGUUGAGACAGAGGAGUGCCUCACAUGAUCGGAGUUAUCUUGGAUCUAGCUUGCUCCCACUGCGUAGUGCCUCUCAGGAGAGACUUGGUGGUGCAGAACGAACUGACCUAGCACGGAACUGGCCUCGCAGUGCUUCCCAGGAUGCCCUCCCGUUGGCAACCACAGGUAACCCAAAACCCAGAGCGUCUUCUUGCGACUACCUGGGCAGACAGAAUGAUGGUGCAGGGUCCAUAUUGGACAGGCAGGCAUGCUGCAGAACUGAGACAGAAGAGAGGAUACUUAUACAUAGAGGGGAUGAGGCAAGAGCAUGUAGGCAGUCUUCUUUACGCAUGGUGCCCCAGCCUCACAGAACACGGGAGGUAUUCAGCCCUGAAAUGCGAGGGGGCAGCUACCCAGGGUUACCCCUAACACCUCUCUUCAGUAGAGGUACUGGUUCUUUGCUCACCUCCAGAGCUGAAAGCCUGGGCAACACCGCUUCUCCUUCUUUAAAUAGGCCCUCAUUGCUACCUGCUAAGAAUUACGUCUCAGACUCUUACACCGUUGCUGCUUCUUAUGUAGCCUCUGCCCUGGCCUCAAUACAAGGUCACAUCAGUGGUAGCUCCAACACAGGCUCCAUCAAAGACCAAAGAACACCUCUCAUUGCCAACCACCUGCCACACAAUGCUGAGCAGCCCAGGGGGCGGGCUGACAGCCUUCAGGAACCGGUCAGAGAGGUAGCUCAUGGAUGUCGCUCUUCGUCUUGCUCUGCUGUCUCUAAACCACAUAGAACAAAGCAGGGUAGAACCAAGCCCAUAUUGACCAGUAACGGCACAGUUCCUAAGCAGCCCCAAGCCAUUGAGAAGGAAGUGCCCUCCAUUGAGGGUCCAGACGCCACUGUAGUUGUGGUUCGGAGGGAGAAGUCUGGAUCUCAACCCAUCCGACACCCUUCAUAUAUUCUGGCGGUAAACGACACAGAGCCAACUGCCAAUUCCAACAAAUGCUGGUUGCCCAACGAUGCCUGGCGUGAAAUGCACAAGAGGAAACUAGGAGACCAGUGCAAAGCCUCCAUCUCCAGCAACCUUAAUGACUCGCUGGACUCCAUCCCCUUCAUUGACGAGCCGUCAAGUUCCAGUAACGAACAUGACACAACACACAUUCCUGCAUCUGCCGUGAUUUCCAGCAUGCCCGUCAUUACCACCAUCCCGCCUAGUCCCACAUCGCCAACUCCUGUAAUACGCAGGCAGCUGUCCCACGACCAGGAUUCUUUACGACUCACAAUUCUGGAGUCAGAUUCCGGUGCUAAAACGGAGCGAUCUAAAUCCUUCGAUGAGGGUUUGGAUAACUUCAGAGAAGAGGGUAGAGGCAGGUCCAUUAAACACACCCAUGGAUUUAGGGGCCUAAGAAAGGCUGUAGAUAAGUCCUCUGAAGACUCCGGCUCUAGCUCUAGAAAAGACUCUACUUCAGACGUCUUCACUGAUGCCACAAAGGAGGGACAACUUCAUUUCAAACAACUCCAUAUAGAUAAGGGCAAGCGUGUUGGCAGUGGCAUGCGACCAUGGAAGCAGAUCUAUGCUGUGCUUCGUGGCCACUGCCUCUACCUGUAUAAAGACAAAAAGGACAACUCUCAAACCGAAGAUGAGCCUCUGCCCAUUUGCAUCAAAGCCUGUUUGAUUGACAUCUCCUACAGUGACACAAAGAGGAAGAACGUGCUACGGCUGACCACCUCAGACUGCGAGUACCUAUUCCAGGCAGAAGACCGUGAGGAAAUGCUGUCCUGGAUCAGAGUCAUUCAGGAGAACAGCAACUUAGACGAUGAGAAUGCGACUGUUACAAGCACAGACCUCAUCAACCGGAAAAUAAAGGAGUACAACACUCUGAUGAGUCUGACCAGCAGUAAGACAGAACCAUCUCCAAAGGCCUCACGUCAGUCCCUGAGCAUCAGACAGACAUUGAUGGGCAGUAAAGGGGAGAAUAAAGCCUCAAGUCCACACUCACUAAAUAAAGACCACGACAGGAAAGCCAUACAUAAAGAUGAAACAAGUCCACCCAAGGAAAAGGGCACAUGGAGGAAGGGCAUCCCUGGACUGAUGAGAAAACCAUUUGAAAAGAAACCAUCUCAAGGAGUCACGUUUGGAGUAAGACUUGAUGACUGUCCUCCAGCUCAGACCAACAGAUUUGUUCCUCUGAUAGUGGAAGUGUGCUGUAACCUGGUGGAAGAACGAGGACUGGAAUACACAGGCAUUUACAGAGUGCCAGGAAAUAACUCUGCCAUCUCCAUCAUGCAGGAAGAGCUCAAUAACAAGGGCAUGGGCGACAUUGAUAUUCAGGACGAUAAAUGGAAGGACUUAAAUGUGAUCAGCAGUUUACUCAAAUCCUUCUUCAGGAAACUUCCAGAACCUCUCUUCACUGAUGAGAGGUAUGGAGACUUUAUUGACGCCAACAGACUAGAGGAUCCUGUGGAAAGACUCAAAGUGCUCAAGAGACUUCUUCACGAGUUGCCUGAUCAUCAUUACGAAACACUGAAGUUCCUCUCUGCACAUCUCAAAACUGUAGCUGAAAACUCGGAAAAGAACAAGAUGGAGCCACGGAAUCUGGCCAUUGUGUUUGGACCAACACUGGUGAGGACAUCUGAAGACAACAUGACUCACAUGGUGACACACAUGCCGGACCAGUACAAGAUUGUGGAAACUCUCAUUCAACAUUAUGACUGGUUCUUCACUGAGGAGGGCAACGAUGAGCCUAUGACUACGGUUCAGGAAGAAAGUGCUGUUGAGUCUCAACCUGUGCCAAACAUUGACCACCUGCUGACCAACAUUGGCCGGACUGGCACCUCUCCUGGGGAAGUGUCAGAUUCACCAACCAGUGACUCUGCCAAAUCUAAGCAGGGCUCCUGGGGUUCAGGGAAGGACCAGAGCAGCCGCGAGUUCCUGCAGCCUCGAGUCUCCUCCAUCUUUGCUGCAGCCAACCGCAAACGAAAGAAUCACAAGGAGAAGCUGCAACCCAGCAGUUCUGAUGAUGACCUUGAUUCAGUCUUCACCAAGAAAGAAAACCCAACUCAAAAGCAGAACCACCAAAGCCAGGAGGAAGUGGCAGACAGGUCCAGCCCAUGUGAAAAAUCACCUGCUGUACAGAAGAAGAAUGGCAUAGGUGCCGAGUCUACCCCAAAGAUCAAGGAGCACAGGAACUCUUUAUUCAUGAAGACAUCACCUAAGCUCUCAUGUUCACCUGUUCUCAAUCGCCCUCCCAAAUCGUCCCUCUCUGAUCCUUCACAGUUAGAUGAGACCACCUCAGACUUGGGUACCAUGAGCUCUGGAGCCUCGGUACACAGGACUAGGCCUCGGAAAUGGGGCACAGCUUCAUCACCUGCCCCUGACCUGUUACCACCUCCUGGAGGAGCUUCAGUGACUGCAGAAGUGAGCUCCAUUACCUCGGACUACUCAACCACUUCAUCCACCACCUUUCUGACGGGUGUGGAGUCCAUCACGUUGAGCCCAGAGGUGCAAUCUGUGACGGCAAGCCGAGGAGGAGACGAAGCAGAUGAUGAGCGCAGUGAGCUCAUCAGUGAGGGGCGCCCGAUGGAAACCGACAGUGAAAGUGAUUUCCCUAUGUUCAGCCCUGCCAACAUUUUCCGAGACAUCCCAACCUCAACCACAGUGGAUUACGGCAGCACCACACCAAAACUGGAAAGCCGUCACUUGCUACCCUCACAUAAGCUAAUGGACUGCAACACUCUAUCUAGCAGACGGUCCCUACGACCAAAGACAGACAGCGAUUCAUCUGUGGAGGCAGGAGCAGGCAGUAUGAAAGGGGUCAGCAAAAACAAAUCGAACCGACUGUCUCGAGUUCUGGAGGUGAUGAAAAGAGGCCGUUCCACCAGCAGUCUCAGUGCCUCAUUCCGCACUGAAUCGGACCGUGUUGAGCCAGCAUGGCAUCUUAAACUCACAGAGAGACUCAAGGUCCGUCUGCGCUCCUCUGCCGAUGACAUGCUUGGGGUUGGCACGCAGAAGUCCCGCUCUACGGAAAGCUGUGGUAAGAAAAAGGGCAUCCGACGGCGGCAUACUAUGGGUGGCCAGCGGGACUUUGCUGAACUUGAUGUCAUUCAUGACUGGAGGGAACAGGGCGGGGUGGACCAAGGUGCUGAACUGUCUGCUGUGGAGCACCUCAGACCCAAGUGCGACUCUCAGGACUUAUCUAUCGGGGAAUGGAUUGCUCGUGAACACCGUCAGGCUGGGGGUUCCCAGGCCAGUUUGGAGCCAGAAAGUCAGGUUGGUCCAGAGGCAGCAGAAACAGGAGAGACUCAAGCAGGGAAUGCGGAGUGGCUGACUCCUUCUGCGUCUUCAUGUACUCAGUCCAGCACUGAGCAAGUGAAUGGUGGUGCUUCAAAGGGCAAAUCCAGAAAUAGCCUGAAUCCAGGGGCUGAUGCUCAUCCUCAGAAACUUUCAGAAGCCCAAGUGGUGCGCUCUCGAUUCUACCAAUAUCUUUGAAAGAAACGAAGAAUUUGCAUGUGUGUUAUAAUGUGUCAUAAUGUAUUUCUAAGAGAAUGAAUGUACUUAGAGCUAAGGUUAAUCCUCCUUUACUUUGCG